Molecule: messenger RNA, 1533 nt
Organism: Phycomyces blakesleeanus NRRL 1555(-)
Lineage: Eukaryota; Fungi; Mucoromycota; Mucoromycetes; Mucorales; Phycomycetaceae
Gene: PkaR3
Product: protein kinase A regulatory subunit
Exons: 3
Coding region: 78-1328 (416 amino acids)
Biological process (GO): regulation of protein phosphorylation
Cellular component (GO): cAMP-dependent protein kinase complex; nucleus
Molecular function (GO): cAMP-dependent protein kinase regulator activity
Source: RefSeq, a predicted model, not a curated record
ACUAUAGAAACCCGCCCCUUUGUUCUUCCGCCCUUCCCACCUUAUCUUUAUUCCCUGCUUGUCCUUUACAACUUUUUAUGGAUCCCGCUUUCUCUUUUUCCCAAGUGGACGAGUUCCCUUCACAAACAGAUGAAUACACACAAAUUCUGACAGAACUUCACACCGAAUACUGCCGUGACCAGCCUCUUGAUGUUCUCCAAUAUUGUGCAAACUUCUUUAACCAAAGACUCCAAGAACAACGUGCUUCUUUACGACAGCGACUUCCUCGUGGCUUUGAAGCCAAUGAACUUCAUCCUCUUUCCGGUCAACAUCAGGAAUUCCCUGGUCAGAUUUCUGAUAAUGAUGAUGACAAAGAUAAUGAUUUUGAGACUCUUGAUGAUUCUGAUGAUGAAGAGCGUGAUGAAUUCUCGGGUGAACUUAUUCCUAUGAUGCCUCCCUCUUAUGGCCGUGACCGUCGCACUUCCGUCAGUGCCGAGUCAAUGGCACCUACUCAGGGACGCGAUUUUGUCAAGACGGUGAUUCCAAAAAGUCCUGAGCAGUGUGCCAGAAUUCGCGAAAGUGUUGAAAACAAUUUCCUAUUCCGCAAUCUCGAUGAGGAACAAUACCAGGACGUAGUGGAUGCCAUGGCCGAGAAACGCUUGCCAUCCAAGGAGCACGUGAUUGAACAGGGUGCAGUGGGAGACUACUUUUAUGUGGUAGAACAGGGAACUCUGGAUUGUUACAUCGCAAAGGGAGACGCUGAGCCAGUAAAGGUGACAAAUUACGAGGCAGGCGGAAGUUUCGGUGAGCUUGCCUUGAUGUACAAUGCACCCAGAGCUGCGACGAUUAUCGCAACUUCGGAUGUCGUACUCUGGGCAUUAGACCGAGUCACCUUUAGAACCAUUUUGAUGGAAAACACAUCGAGAAAGAGACGCAUGUACGAAACCUUCCUCGAAGAAAUUGACUUGCUCAAGUCGCUCGAAUCUUAUGAGCGCUACAAGAUUGCUGAUGCGCUAGAGUCAGUGUACUUUGAGGAAGGUCAACAGGUUGUUGUUCAGGGUGAUGUGGGCGAUCAAUUUUAUCUCAUCGAGACAGGUGAAGCAGUAUUCUACAAAACAGACUCACAAGGAAACACACGUGAAGUCAAUCGUUAUGGAAGAGGGUGUUUCUUUGGAGAACUCGCUCUUUUGAACGACAGUCCGCGUGCUGUGACCGUAGUAGCAAACUCACGUUUGAAAUGCGCUACCCUUGGUAAAAAAGCAUUCACGCGCCUGCUUGGUCCUGUACUUGAUAUCCUGAAGCGCAACUCUGAAAACUACCAUACCAUCAUCAACAAACAAUCCCAGUAGUAAUAUCCAUUGCAUAAUAUUUUAAUGCUCUCUCAAUUAGAUGACUUUCCUCCCUAUCUCUCUCUCUCUCUUUCGUGUGAUAGUCAAUACUCGUCCAUUAUUUCUGGGUGGUGAAGAAUGAGGAUAAAUAGUCCUCUUGCUUCUUAUCAUAAACCAAUAUGCCCACCUUUUUCUUGUCAAAUAUAUCUCUAUUUUUGUUCUUUAC